Molecule: messenger RNA, 977 nt
Organism: Solanum pennellii
Lineage: Eukaryota; Viridiplantae; Streptophyta; Magnoliopsida; Solanales; Solanaceae
Exons: 4
Coding region: 99-719 (206 amino acids)
Source: RefSeq, a predicted model, not a curated record
ACAUAAUUGGUAUUUGAAAUCCAUUUCAAUAUGUGUGUAAACCCAUGUUAAAUAUAAAACCUUUGAUUUUGUAGGGAAUUGGUGGAGAAAUAGAUUCGAUGAGGAAGUGGAGCAUCGUUGAAGAAUUGGAGAAGGUAGAAAUUUCGGAGGAAGGUAAUCAUGGAGAGAGGGAUUCAUUGAAAAUUGUGGCAGUGCUUCGAAGAUUUGUGGGUGUGCAGCAACGCAGAGCCGAAGCUUAUGCGAGGCUGAAGCGAGGAUUUGAAGAUUAUAUGGCUUCAGGAGUAGAAUCAACUUACCAACAGCUAUGCAGUGAGAUCACUGCUGAAUUUAAUGAUUGCUCAAAGCAGGUCCUUGAGAUGGAGUCUCAGUUUCUAACUGCCCAUUGCUUCCGAGAAGAUCUGUCUCUACUUUUGAGAUCUGUUCAAAAUCAAGAAAAGAUGAAGCUGCAACUGACCGCCAUAAUACAAGUCUUGAAAAGAGCUGGCCGCCCCUCGGAGCGUCCAGUGAGUCAUGAAAAUUGUAGAUUUAGUAAGCCAACUGGACAUGAAUGCGUGCAUAUCCAGAAGAUAACCGAAGCUUCAGGCACUGAAGAAGCAGAAGCUGAUGCUGAAUUUGAUAAUGCUCUCAAGGAGGCUAUCAAUGGUGUUCAAGAUGCAGUGACGGCAAUAAAUGACCAUUUGGAAGAAGUUAGGUAUGAGAUUGCAGCACUUGAAGACUAAAGGUGUAGUCGGUUGACUUUGCCUUUUAAGUUGUUAAAGGCACAAUGCUAUGAAAAGUCACCCCGUAAAUUCCAUGGCAAUCAAGAUAUUGUUCAUCAUAACGGUUUUAUUCGUAUAGGCAGCAAACAUUUUAUUGUUGAUGGUGGCACAAGGAGUUGAUAUAUGUGUUGCAUUGAGAAGUGUAUUUGAGCUAUUAAAUUAAGCUUUCAAAAUUGGUGCUCAAUCUUAUCAUAAAGAACCUGGGCAUUGUUAAGCUAA